GCUAAAAACAUUAUAUAGUAACAAAGAAAUGGGCAUUAUUUCACGUAUGCAAAUGGCACCAUAGCGUAUGACGGGUUACAAGAUUCUUUGAGCAACCUUAAAUUUGCAGCUAAAGAGCAGUUUAAAAAGCUCAAGAAAGAAAUUGAUAAGAUUAGAGGGCCUGAUUCUAUGGGUAAAAAGGGUUCAAGUUCUGAAUUGUUGGGAUUGAGUGGUAUGGACAAAUUGAUUGUUGUGGAUAGGGCACUUGAUGGUCUUAGAAAAAUUCUGGAGUCUAUAUACUCACAAACAGAAGAUAUGGUUUGCUUGUCUAAGUCAUUGCUUCUUGACUGGCAGCAAGAGAGAGAAUUUCAAGCAGAAAUUGAAGAAAUGUUGAUCAAGAAUUAUCUUCAGAGUCUCCAAGAAGAGUUUGAGCAGAGACUGUGGGAUCAAAAUGCUCAAUCUUAUGGUAUUGAAAGCACAAAACAGAUUGAAAAGAUCAAAGAGAUUUCAAAGUUACUUUUGGAAUUAGAUAUCAUAUCCAAAUCGUUAUCUGUUCCUGAAAGUGGGCAUUUAAUUUCACACGGAUCCUUGGAGCACCGAAAGGUUUCCGGUAGUCAUGCUUCAUCACCUUCACUUUGGGAGGGAAAUGGCAAACAUGACGAGUCAGUUAUUGUUGUUCCAGAAAAUUUGGAUCAUUCACAACUAGAGCUCUUGUCGAAGGAUGAAUUGUUUAAUCAUUUAAAGGCUGAGAUGACUAAAAUGAAGAGACAUUAUGAGUUAAAAGAGCAUGAAAUGACUGAAAAUUAUUUCAGUCUCAAGAGGGAGUACUUGAAGUUGAAGGAAAGGCCUUCUUCUUUGCCUGUGGUGAAGGAUAAGGAGUUUGAUACAUGGAGGGAAAAGAUCUUAGAGAUCAUUCUAAAAUUGGAUGGCAUCCUUAUGGAAAAUGAGAAACUGCCUUCAUUUAGUAACAACGGAGAUUGUCUUGACAAUUUGAAGGAUAGAUUGGAAUCUCUUUGCUCAGAAAAUCACCAACUAAAGGACUUGCUCAUGGAUAAGAAAAAGGAAAUAAAAUGCCUUUCCUCACAUGUUUCUGAUGCUGCAGAGGUGAUCUUUGAGUUGAGAGAACAGGUUGAGACAGUAACAAAAAAGUUAGGAGAAGUUAAUGAGAAAAAAUCUAUGCUUCUUUCUAUUUCCCAAAAGCACCAGAAUAGUUUAUCAUCGGUUGAAGCUAGAGAAAGAGAACAGAGGAAGCAAAUAAAGUCUACCAUUGUUCUUGUUCAAGGAUUGUCAGAAGCAGUUACUAAUUUUGAAUGCAGGGCAACAGAAUAUAUUAAAAUAAAUAGCUUGAGGUUGGAAGAAUUGUGCUCUCAAUCGAAUUCUCUCAUUCAGAAAGCUAACGCACUUAAAAGGGAGGAGUUUCUGUACAAGCAGAGGCUUGAAAGGAGGUGUUCUGACCUUCAAAAGGCUGAAGCUGAGAUUAUGGAAAUUCUAAAGCUGUUUAGAAGAGAAUUAAGUGGAGAAUCUGUUUAACCUGUUUGAUCUGUUUGUUUGACAAG
Messenger RNA from Jatropha curcas, 1535 nucleotides. The record is from RefSeq and is a predicted model, not a curated record. NCBI's taxonomy places the organism in Eukaryota, Viridiplantae, Streptophyta, Magnoliopsida, Malpighiales, Euphorbiaceae.